Vidua chalybeata is the source of this 694-nucleotide messenger RNA. RefSeq names its product ADP ribosylation factor like GTPase 14 (gene ARL14). Gene Ontology annotation, biological process: intracellular protein transport; vesicle-mediated transport. Bases 57 to 638 code for a protein of 193 amino acids. NCBI's taxonomy places the organism in Eukaryota, Metazoa, Chordata, Aves, Passeriformes, Viduidae. The record is from RefSeq and is a predicted model, not a curated record. The transcript has a single exon. Gene Ontology annotation, cellular component: cytoplasm. Gene Ontology annotation, molecular function: GTP binding; GTPase activity.
AAUUGGGCCCAGGGAAGGGGGGGAGUAUCCCUGGAAUAGAGAAUUCCCCGGGAUAAAUGGGCCUCCAGAACGCCAAGCCCUCAAUGAAGGGGGCCAACGUCGUGAUGCUGGGGCUGGACUCUGCGGGGAAAUCCACGCUGCUCUACAAGUUCAGGUACAACGAUGCUUUUAUAACAAUGCCAACGAUCGGCUUCAAUGUGGAUAUGAUUGAAGCAGGGAAAGAUUUCACACUGACAUUCUGGGAUGUUGGAGGACAGAAGAAAAUGAGAGAGCUCUGGAGCAAUUUCCUGGAAGACGCCGGCGUGCUGCUGUACGUGGCGGACAGCUCUGACAAGCGGCGGCUGGAGGAGUCCAGGAGGGAACUUGAGCUCAUUUUAAAGAAUGAAUCCAUAAAAAACGUCCCGGUGGUCGUGCUGGCGAACAAGCAGGAUUUGCCUGGAGCCCUGAACGCCGAGGAGAUCACCAGGAAGCUCAAGAUGAAGAAGUACUGCAGUGACAGGAACUGGUACGUGCAGCCCUGCUGUGCCAUCACGGGAGAGGGGCUGGCAGAAGCUCUCCAGAGGGUGGCCACGUUUGCCAGGCAGUACAAGAAGUCAAAGGAGACUUUCAUCACCCUGAAGGAACUCAACUCUUUUUAAGGAUUUCUGUCAUCCACUUCUGGUGACUCUUUGUUGGACAGAUUAAAUCUGGAAUA